UGAUUUGAUCGGUUGAUUGAUUGGUUCUGUUUUAUGAUCUAACACAAUCAUAAUAACUUGUAUUGGCCCAUAAGGUAUCGACUCAUCAAAGUAUACCGACAUCCAUUUUAUUUAUAUUAAACUUCAUGAGUUAUCUUGACUUCAAGAUUGCCUUGACUUAAUAGUUGAUAUAGACGAACGUGUUAUAUCAACAUAGACUUAAAGUUAGAUAAGUUGUAAAAUGGUUAUGAGUCCUGAUUUGUACUUUCAUAUACUUGGAUUUAUAUUAUUUGAUGUUAUAAUGGUUUGCAUGUAUCCACUUGUUAUCUUUUUUGUAACUUGCCACUUGUUAUCUUUAAAUUAAUUAAAUCAUACAUUAACCAUUAUUUAACUUGAAUUCACAUAUGUCGUAGAGCACAUCUUGAUUUAGUUAUUGAACUCCAAUACUAAAAUACAGUUCACGUAUAGAAAAUAAAAGGUAAACUCGAACUGUCAACCUGUCAUACACAUGGUACAUCUCAGAGGUUCUCCUUAAUCUAGAGAUCAAGAAAAUGAUUUCAUACACCAUUUUCUAUCAUCGUACAACUAAAUAACACUUCAUUUUACCAGCAACUAAAUUAUCUAUAAUUUCGUAUAUAAUUCAAAAAGUUCUUAGUGUGUUCCAAAGGACGAAGGAGAAAACAAAACUUAGUAACAUAUGAAGCCUGAUUGAUAAGGGAUUUUAAUAAUCCUGAUUGAUUAUGGCUAUUUAAUAUAUUCCCAGUUGAUUAUGAAUAUCCAGGUCAACUUUAUCGAGUAGUUAAAAUUUUUGAAACAUAUAUUUCUAAAUCAUUCGAAAUGUUAAGAAAGUAGUUAAAAAUUAUUAAUUAUUAAUUCGUAAAGUACUUAAAUACUUAUUUUAUUUUAAUUUAUUUUUGCCAAAACUUACUUUAUAGAUUGUUGCUAUAUUUGUUUACUAUCACUUUCUACGUUCAGUAUCCGUUUGUUUUGCAUUAACUAUAUUUAUUCAUUGUCUUGAUCGAUAACACUAUUUCAACGCUUGUGAUGUAGAUCUUGAUGAUGUAUUUGUGAUGUUCUCAUUCGUUCGAUCACAACAAGAAUAUUAAUUAGUUUUUUUCUGAAAAAUUAAGAUAUUACAAAAACAAUUAUGGGUUACACUUGCACAUAAAAUGAGUUUACCACUAAACACAUUACAUAUGCAAAAAGAUCUGUUAGAAAGAUAUACAACAAUAUUAAGUUACAAAAAGAAAGAUAAAAAGGGUGUUUUAAAAAAAGUGAAGAUAUUUAAUUAUCAGGAGGGGAAAAAGAAGUUGAGAUACUUCAACAAAUAUUAUCGAGAACGAUACGUCAAAUUAGCUGUGGGGCGUCAAUGAUCGUCAAAGAACGUUCCGACUUCCGAGUGAAACACUUGUGUGUUAUGCAUGUGCGAUAAUUAGUCACAAGUUCACAACACAACCGGACUCACGUAAUAGAAACUACCUGUCCGAUAAAAAUGAUCAAACGAAGGAAGCCAAAUCCAACGAUCAGGAGAAGCAUCAUGUUUCAAGCUUUCUUUUCCUGCAUCGCACGGGAUCACCGCAAGUGGCAGUUUGUAAUAAUAAUAAAAUCUCAGGACGCCGACACAAACUGAAAAUGACGGUUAACGAGAAUCGUCGUAUAAUAAUUGUAGAAACCGACACUUUAUACCAAAGUUAGUUCAAACAUAAGCUACGAUUAGUAUUUUUAAUUUAUUAUUAUAGUUUAGCCAAUAAAAUAUAGACAUAUAUGAAGUGUUGCGACAGUAGCCAACGCAGUUGGAACUAGACUGUAUCAGUUUAAUAUGACGCCGACUAUUAUCGGGAUUUUAGGAAUGACAACCCAUUAACAGGGUUAUUUAUCGUGUUUUAAUUAAGCACACUUGCUAAUUAUCUCACUUUCUCUAAUCAAUAUUAGUUUAUUAUUUGUGAGUUGAUUGAUCUUUAAUUGUCUUUAUAAUUUCAUAUAAGACAAACGGUACAUGAGGAUGAGGUACAUUACAAGUCUUCUUAGUUCUCAUACCCCAUGCAAAUCUCUUGGAAUCCGAAGGACGUGGGCCAAGAAGUUUUAAUCUUGAUACAUAUAAAAUCUUUUGGAUUUGAGAAUCUUAGCUCUCGUAUGGUCAAAGAUUUAUUCAAUUUCCAUCGUCGUAUUGUCUUAUUCUUACCUCAAAUACAGAAAACCAAAACUAUUCUUAUCAUCAUAUGUCGCUAUAUGAUAUCUUUUGUUAUUAAUGAUAAAAAAAAUACGUUAGUAUAGUUGCUCUGAUAAGCAUCACUUAUUUUCACCGCAGUUUUUUAAAUACUGAUGAAUCUAUUACUUAGUUACUGUUCAUAAGCCAUAUCCUUGUUUAAGUUUAUAGAAUUCAUCAUUAUUUUCACUCCACUGGUAAAUAAUUAAAUGUUACAUAUUAGAAAAUAUUAUGUAAAGUUCAUCCAAGUACACACCGUAGCAUAAUAAGCAAAACACAAAUAGUUGUUUUAUUGGAUUUUCAGAAUCGCAUAUGACAAAACUUAAGUAAAAUAGCUGCUUAUAUCUUUUUUUUUGGCUUUCAAAAUGGUAGGUUUCCAACCCAAAAUGCUUAUCAGCUUUCCAAAUAUGUCGUACCACUUGACCACGAUUUUGUGGUUAGCUGCUUAUAUCUUUUCUUCGUAUAAAAGUUUUAUUUUCUACCACGAGCGUGUCAUAACUUGCUUGUCUUUUACAAUGAAUACACAAAACAAUCGUCAGUGACUCGUCCGGAACAUACUGAUCCGACCAUACAUUUGGUUUGCUAUUAGUCUCACACACUGAACUGUGCAUGUUUGCCAUGCAAAAUUUCGAAAUUGCGCGCUGCACUCCACGUUUGAUUCACUAGUCUCGAGAGUCGAGAAUCUGCAAGAAACUUGUUGACUCGACGAUAUUUUGUGAACACCAAUGCAAACCUGAAACCUCUUUCUUCAGAUAUUCUCUUCGAUAUAUGAAGCAAUGCAUUAACCUAAGUAAUAAUACCAACUCGCUGUGGCAAAUUGAACAUAGUCUAUACACUACAUUGCUUAUAUAGAUUUAUUUCUUUUUAAUGCAAAAAAUCCCGUACCAAAACCUAUAAGUUCUUCUGGACCAAAUACAAAAACCGAUUGCUAAAUCUUUUGCAUGUAGAUGUUGACACUCAAACCUUACAGCUCCACCCUUAAGAGCAUCUCCGAUGUAAAACUCUAUUUUUUCCUCCAAAAUAGAAUAAAAAUGAAAAUAGAGUAAAAUUGUUUCAAUUCUACUCUAUUUUCCACUCUAUAAUAGAGUGAUGAACAAAAAAAAUAGAUUACUCCAUUUAUGGAGUAAAUUUCAUUAUAAAGUGAGAUAUGAAGUUGGGUUAGAACAUUUCUUACUCGAUAUUUAUUAUUACUCUAUUUUAGAAAAAACAAUGAAGUAUGGAUGGAGGUGCCCUAAGAUAGAUCAUAGAAGUAUUUACCGGUAAAGUUAGCAGUCCCGGGUACUUAUUUAAAUUUACGGAGAUCUCUUUCAAAUAUUGUUUUAAACCUAACUAAACCAGUUCGAUGUAAAUGUCUUAACCGCAGUUUUCAAGCAUGACUCAUAAAGUCAUAUAAUGUUCAGUAGAAAGAAGACAUAUUUCUCUUGUUUUUCUACAAUUUUUUUCUUGUCACAAACAAAUGACUUUUAUAUAAUUUUAUCAUCCUUUCUAUCUAUUUCAUUUAAAAGGUAAUUUUAUAUUGUUUUAAAUAUCAAUAUAACAUUUAUAAUGAAUAUAUAAUUUAAAUCAAAUACAUUUAAAUUGAUAACAUUACAUAAAAUUUAUAUUCAGAAUAUAUGUUGGUAAAAAGGAAUGAUAUAUUGAAAUCAUUUAUUACUAUAUGUACGUAGAAGUAGAAAAUUAUAUAUUUAAUGCAGAAAAUAUCAAUAAAUCUGAUCUCACUGACUUGUCGUUAAAAUGUGGCUUGGAAUCAUUGGUUGAAACCAGUGGUGAUCAUUACAAAUUGAAGAAUAUUGAAUGAAGGUCUAUGAUCUUAUCUGAUUAAUUUGUUGUAAACUAUUAGCCCAAAACAUAAGGGGAAUGUAUACUCAUUGUAUAUUUACCACACACAUUUUCGUUUGUUACAUGUGUUCCACACCCAUUUUUACACAAACAAAACAAUUAAAAACAUCAAAAUUUUCAUGACAUAUUAAGUAAUAAGGAAACACUUUUAGUAAACACUUUUCAUAAGUACAGAAGACACAAGUUGAAGAUAGGCUCUAUUUUAAUAAUCAUCCACAUCAUCAUAUUGGAUUCAUGAACCUCUUCUCCUUCCUCCAACUAUAUAAACCUCUUCUCACCCAUUCUCUUCUGUCACCACUCUCAUAUCCAUCACACCAUACAGGCGAGUGAGAGUUUUAAAGACAGAACACGAAAGAGCCGACAAAAAUGCCUUCUCUCGAGAACUCUGUAACUGUAAUCUCAACAAACAAAGUCUUCCCUGACAAAAAGUCAACCCUCGCUGACCUCAAACUCUCCGUCUCCGAUCUCCCCAUGCUCUCUUGCCACUACAUCCAGAAAGGUUGUCUCUUCACUCGUCCCCACCUUACUCCACACGAGCUUCUCUCUCACCUCGAACACUCUCUCUCUCUAACCCUCUCUCACUUCCCUCCUCUCGCCGGCCGCCUCUCCACCUCCGAAGACGGCCACGUCUUCCUCUCCUGCAAUGACGCCGGCGCGGACAUCGUUUUCGCCGAGGCGAAGUCAGUCAGCGUCAGCGACGUUAUAACCGGAGGUGAUGUUCCCGGCGUGGUGAAGGAGUUUUUCUCCUACGACAGGGCGGUGAGUUACGAGGGACAUAACAGACCAAUCCUCGCCGUUCAAGUGACGGAGCUAAACGACGGCGUUUUCAUCGGAUGCUCCGUUAACCACGCCGUGGUCGACGGAACGUCGUUGUGGAACUUCGUUAACACGUUCGCGGAGGUGUCUAGAGGAGCUGAGAAUGUGACACGUCAGCCAGAUUUUACGCGGGAGUCCGUGCUAAUCUCACCGGCCGUGCUGAAAGUGCCUCGAGGUGGGCCCAAGGUGACGUUCGACGAGAACGCGCCGUUACGGGAACGGAUUUUCAGUUUCACCAGGGAACAGAUUCUCGAGCUGAAAGCGAUGGUGAACGGCGAGAGAAACGGCGUUGAGGUGUUGGGGAAGCAGAGCAACGAUAAACUUAACGGUAAACUAACGGAAAUGUUGGAGAGUUUGUUAGGGAGCAACGACGCCGUUUCGAAAACAGAGAGCAAGCGGGAGAUCUCGUCGUUUCAGUCUCUAUGCGCUUUGCUCUGGCGCGCGAUCACUCGAGCGAGGAACCUUCCGAGCGCUAAAACGACGACGUUUCGCAUGGCCGUCAACGUCCGCCACCGCCUAAGCCCGAAACUGAAUCCGGAGUACUUCGGAAACGCGAUCCAGAGCGUUCCGACGUUCGCGACGGCGGGAGAAGUUCUGUCUCGGGAUAUCCGGUGGACCGCCGAUCAGCUCAACCGGAGCGUGGCGGCUCACGGAGACGAGAGAAUCCGAGAAGUCGUGGCGGAUUGGGAGGCGAAUCCGAGGUGUUUUCCGCUCGGGAAUGCCGACGGAGCUUCGGUGACGAUGGGGAGCUCGCCGAGGUUUCCGAUGUACGAGAACGACUUCGGGUGGGGGAAGCCGGUGGCGGUUAGAAGCGGACGGGCGAAUAAGUUCGACGGGAAGAUCUCGGCGUUUCCGGGGAGAGAUGGAAACGGGAGCGUUGAUUUGGAGGUGGUCAUAGCGCCGGAGACGAUGGCUGGGAUAGAAUGCGACGGCGAGUUUAUGCGGGAGAAAGAAUCCACCAUUUUUGGGAAUGAUAUCACCAAAAAAAUGCAGAAGAAAAGUUUAUCCUUUCUCUCCUCUUCUCACAUCAUAUGGAAACCCAACACGCAAUUCAAGAAAAGAUGGGCUUAUCCAACUCCGUAAUAUCACUCAAAUGAAAAGGGUAGAUCAGUCAAUUACCAUACAUACAUAAACAUAAACACAUUCUUCUCUUCUUCAAACGUCAACUCGAUCGCGU
Messenger RNA from Brassica rapa (field mustard), 6017 nucleotides. RefSeq lists its product as uncharacterized. The record is from RefSeq and is a predicted model, not a curated record. NCBI's taxonomy places the organism in Eukaryota, Viridiplantae, Streptophyta, Magnoliopsida, Brassicales, Brassicaceae.